Molecule: messenger RNA, 3299 nt
Organism: Lycium barbarum (goji berry)
Lineage: Eukaryota; Viridiplantae; Streptophyta; Magnoliopsida; Solanales; Solanaceae
Product: pentatricopeptide repeat-containing protein At2g42920, chloroplastic
Exons: 1
Coding region: 352-1932 (526 amino acids)
Biological process (GO): RNA modification
Molecular function (GO): protein binding; RNA binding
Source: RefSeq, a predicted model, not a curated record
GUCAUAGCUGGUAUUUGAAAACCACCGUUAAUGAAAAAUGACAUGGAUGAGCUAUUUUGGUAACGGCGAUGACAUAAAUGAUACAAACUAUUAACGAGUGACAUAAAUGAGCCAUUUCAGAUAGUUCGAUGACAUAUUUGAGCAUUUUCCUUAAAUUAAAUAAGUGGACUCAUCCUUAAUGUCUUUUAAUUUCUUAGUGAAAUUGAGAACCAAUAGAGGCCCUACAUACCUUAUCUAUUAUGCCAGAUGGGAGCUGUUUACUCAAAACUAAAAAACCAAACAGAUUGCUCUGUUUCAACUUUCAACCAACACAUUCUUUGAUAAAUUUUCCACUUCUUUAGACAUCAAGAGAUGCCACUAUAUGUUUGCUCAUCCAAUCCCUCAUCAACUUCCAUUUCAAAGUUCAUAUCAGCCCAACCAUAUCUUCAUAUGUUAGAAACCAAAUGUAGCACCAUGACAGACCUCAAAAAGAUUCAUGCCCAACUCAUUAAAACUGGUCUAAUUAAGGACAAAAUAGCAUCUAGCCGUGUCCUUGCAUUUUCAGCCAAGUCCUCUAUUGGCGACAUCAAUUAUGCUAACUUAGUUUUCACUCACACGGAAGAUCCAAAUCUUUUCACUUGGAACACUAUCAUUAGAGGUUUCUCAGAGAGCUCAACUCCACUAUAUGCAAUUCAUCUGUUCAUUCAAAUGUUGAACAACACUUCAGAAAUUCAACCACAUGUGCUUACUUAUCCUUCCGUUUUUAAGGCGUACGCUCGAUGUGGUCUUGCGAAAGAUGGAGCCCAACUUCAUGGGAGAAUCAUUAAACUAGGCCUUGAAUUUGACACAUUCAUAAGAAAUACGUUGUUACAUAUGUAUGCAAAUUGUGGAUUUUUGGUUGAAGCAAGGAAGUUGUUUGAUGAGAAUGAAGUUGAGGACGUUGUUGCUUGGAAUUCUAUGAUCAUGGGCCUAGCUAAAUCGGGAGAAUUCGAUGAUUCUUGGAGGUUGUUUAGUAAAAUGGAAACUAGAAAUGAUGUGUCUUGGAACAGUAUGAUAAGUGGAUUUGUUAGAAAUGGGAAGUGGAGUGAAGCGUUGGACCUUUUUAGCACUAUGCAAGAGGAAAAUAUUAAGCCUAGUGAAUUCACCUUGGUAAGCCUAUUGAAUGCUUGUGGACACCUAGGAGCACUUGAACAAGGGAAUUGGAUUUAUAUGUAUGUUAAAAAGAACAAUAUUAAAUUAAAUGUCAUUGUUGUUACUGCAAUCAUAGACAUGUAUUGCAAGUGUGCAAAUGUUGAAAUGGCGUGGCAAGUUUUUGUCAGUGUCUCAAAUAAAGGGUUGUCUUCUUGGAACUCUAUGAUUUUGGGCUUAGCUACUAAUGGUUUUGAGGAUGAAGCGAUUAAGUUAUUCUCAAGGCUACAGCGCACGAAUCUCAAACCAGAUUCAGUGAGUUUCAUCGGUGUACUAACUGCGUGCAAUCACUCCGGAUUGGUAGACAAAGCUAAAGACUACUUCCAAUUGAUGAAAAAAGAAUAUGGUAUCAAACCAUCAAUCAAGCACUAUGGUUGUAUGGUCGAUAUUUUGGGACGAGCAGGACAACUUCACGAAGCAGAAGAGGUUAUAAGAAGCAUGAAAAUAGAACCUGAUGCUGUUAUAUGGGGUUCUUUGUUAUCUGCUUGUAAGACUCACGGGAACAUGGCGUUGGCAAGACGGUCAGCUGAGAAUUUGCUUGUGCUUGAUCCGAAUGAAAGCAGUGGUUAUGUAUUGAUGGCGAAUAUGUAUGCAGCCUUGGGGAAAUUUGAAGAAGCGAUGGAUGAGAGGAUAUCAAUGAAGGAGAAAGAGAUAGAGAAAGAACCGGGAUGUAGUUCAGUAGAAGUUAAUGGAGAAGUCCAUGAGUUUGCUUCUGGUAGGAAGUUAGAUUCUGAGUUCCAUGAUAUAUAUUCUUUGAUAUACUAGACACACUUAAGAAUUUAUUGUCUUUUUAGAGACCAGUGUACACAAUCACUUCAUUUGCCACUCCACCCUUUUGAAGAAAUUUCGAGGACAUAUCCUAGCACUUUCUAUGAAGCUUUCUCCAAAUGUAUGAAUGACAGGAUGCUUUCUCACACCUAAGAGUCACCUUCCUCUCACCCACCAUUGAAGCUUCCUCCAAGCUUCCUCACACCUUCCACCUACCUAGUUUUGGUCCUAUAAAUAGAGAAGCUUGUAAAGCUUUCUAUCAUCAGAUAUUAGAUCAUCACAGCACAACCAAGAAGAGUUGUGUAAUAUCCUUGAGAGAUUUGUGAGGUGUCUUUUGAGAGUUUUUUUUUUGUUAGAGCUUGUAUGUCUCUUCUUUCUAUUCUUGAAAGUAAUAGAAAUAUUUUUCUCUCAUAUUAGCUCUAUACUUUAAUUACCCCAACACCUUUAUGAAUGUCAGCAGACUUUAGAAGAACAUAGUCAAACAAACCUGCACUCUUUUGGCAGUAUAUCUAGCAGAUUAAGACUGCAAUAUCAUAUAUUUCAUGUCAAUCUAGAAACUUGUGUUAACUAUUUACCCAGUUGAACAUAAUCAACAUGAAUAAUGAUCUGUUGAGAAACAGGAUUAGGUGAAUGCACCAAAAGACCAAUAGAUUUAUCAUUGAUCAACCGUCUCCUACUCUGCAAUCAUUCUUAUUGGCGGGUUCACCAUAUUAACGGUGGAUAUCAUCAUUUAUGCACAUAUUUUCCAGCAGACCGGAUUUUGGGUCACAUCUCACACCACAAAAUCACUCACGCUGAUUUCCACCAUUACAUUCCAUCUUCACCAUAGUUACAGAGCAUUCUCUACCCUAAAACACCCACUAUUUCCACCAUUAAUGCCACUCCUUAGAACCUCCAUAACAAGACCACAGUUUCGCCUUAGUACCACCACUUUUAAUCACCGGAAAAACAGAAGCCGACGGCGGCGCACCACCACCAUCUCAGCUAAACUAGCCAUUGAACCACAGUAAAUCAUUGGUAGAAGAAGGAACAUGAGGAAGAUAAAGGAAAGAAAGAAAAAGAAAUUAAAAAAAUAGAAUAAUAAAUCAAAACAAUUUUUAAAAGAGUUUAAGUUUUGUGCAUGCACAAAUGGUAAUAUUGACCUGCUAUAGUAGGUUACUAACUUUUUACUGCAAUAAUUUUUUUGCUUCUCUAAAUACAAACUCCAGCUUUUUGUUUUUCCUCUCUCCUCAACCCUACAGAAUAUCCGUCUUCCUCGUUCUCUCAAACCAGAGUUAUCUAAUCACCCAUCUAUGUUUUCUAUCAUUGGCUUUUUGUUCCCCAUGUGUAUUAGUCCACCCAAAAUAUCAAUGUGCUUUGUUAUA